AGAGAAGGAAGGGACACACCUAAACUGUCCAAGACAGGUGACAAGAACAAGACUGCGGUUUAUUCAACUGUUCUUCUCUCACAAACAACCGCUCACUGGUUGUUUAUUUAUACAAAACAAUGAGCUCCAUAAACCAACGUAUCCAAGACUACCUGGCGGAGAGAAGGAGGCGAAGGACCAGGCUAGUGACCAAAGAUGGUCGCUGCAACAUUGAGUAUGGAAACAUCAAGUACAGCACUCACUUCGCCUUCUUGGCUGACUUCUGGACCACCUUUGUGGAGAUCAGGUGGCGUUUUGUCCUCAUCUUUUUCAGCGCAUCCUUCACCAUGAGCUGGUUCAUCUUUGGACUGCUGUGGUACUGGAUCGCCAGAAAUAAUGGGGACUUGACGUGGCAAAACCCCUCUGAAGAUCACUCUCCAUGUGUCAACAACGUUGUGGGACUCACCACAGCGUUCCUCUACUCAAUUGAAACCCAGAUGACAAUUGGGUACGGCGGACGAGCGAUCACGCCUUUCUGCCCAGGUGCAGUAGCCGUUCUCAUUAUCCAGUCCCUUCUCGGAGCGAUUAUCAACUGCUUCAUGUGUGGAGUCAUCCUGGCCAAGAUCUCCUUACCCAAAAAGAGGGCUAAAACCAUCACAUUCAGUGAGAUGGCUGUCAUAUGUCCGAGAAAUAAUUCACUUUGCCUGUCAAUCAGAGUGGCCAACCUGCGCAAGACCCUGAUGAUUGGAAGCCAGAUCUACGGCAAACUGUUGAGGACAACGACAACACCUGAUGGGGAAACGAUCAUCAUGGACCAGGUGAACAUUGACUUCAUGGUAGAUGCUGGGAAGGACAACCUGUUCUUUGUAUGCCCGCUCACAUUAUACCACGUCAUAGACAAGAGCAGCCCUUUCUUCGAGAUAGCAGUGGACACACUACACAACCAAGACUUUGAGCUGGUGGUAUUCCUUGAUGGCACAGCAGAGUCCACAAGUUCUUCCUGCCAAGUACGGACCUCUUUCAUUCCUCAGGAGAUCAUGUGGGGCUUCAAUUUUAUGCCCAUCAUCUCCAGAAGCAAAGAGGGCAAGUACAGAGUAGAUUUCUCCAACUUCUCCAAAGUGGUACCUGUGGCCACUGCGCACUGUGCAUACUGUUACCACAACAUCAAAGGUAACCAUUUGCUUUCCAUGGACGGACAUGAAAACCUGGGCUUUGAGGUGAUUGAAAUUAAUGAUCCUCCUAAUGUUACCAAGAUGUGAAACUCUUCAUGCAAAACAGUCCCCAAUAAACUGACUCUAUUGGUGGUUUGGGAUGCUGAUGUAUGAACUUCUUGAGGGCAGACUGUUGGAGGAAGUCAAUCAGACAUCCCGAUGCUUGGCAGUUAUAUGAGCUGAGGAAACCAACUCAUGUGUUACUUGUUUUAUAUCUGACCCACUUAAGAAAGACUUGUGUGGAGUCAAGGCACUUCCAUAUACUGCGUGUAAAGCCACACCUAUCAUUUUCUGCUGACCAGAAACAUGUUUUCAGAUAGAAGACAUGGUCACGUUGGAUGGUGAAACUUCAGUGCAAGAACACAAAGCUUUCUCUCGAAGGAAAUAUAGAUAUAAAUGAAGAGUGGUGGGUCCAACAUACCUCUGGUCUUAGAUGAUUAAUAUAUUUUUCAUAAAGGAAACAAAGAAGGUACUGUAAUUGUGUAACCACACAACUGAGUUAAUACUUGAAGAAUCAGAGGGUGGUCCUGCUCGUGUCCUUGUUGAUGUAGCAGGUCAAUAAAUAAUGAAGAAUGAUGCUUUGGCACUAAGACACGUGACUGAAGUCUGGACCAGUCUUUUAAAACUGUGACAUUUGUAUGAAUGAAGAAUGAAGACAUGAGAGAUCAGCUUUCU
Molecule: messenger RNA, 1865 nt
Organism: Nematolebias whitei (Rio pearlfish)
Lineage: Eukaryota; Metazoa; Chordata; Actinopteri; Cyprinodontiformes; Rivulidae
Gene: kcnj1a.1
Product: potassium inwardly rectifying channel subfamily J member 1a, tandem duplicate 1
Exons: 2
Coding region: 120-1238 (372 amino acids)
Biological process (GO): potassium ion import across plasma membrane; regulation of monoatomic ion transmembrane transport
Cellular component (GO): plasma membrane
Molecular function (GO): ATP-activated inward rectifier potassium channel activity
Source: RefSeq, a predicted model, not a curated record